UCGAUUGAACCCCCUUCUUCAAGCUAGCUCCGCCCCCGACUCCUACUCAUGUCACCAUAGUGGAAUGAGUAAUUGAUGUUAAUUUCUCCUUUUUGCAGGUUCAUUGUUAAUUUUGUUUCUCUGUGUGGCUAUUGUAGAUAUUUGGGUUGUAAGGCAUUGCAGUUUGCACAUUCAAAGGGUAGAUGGCCUCCUUAUCUCUAGCAGUUGGGAAUUGUGGAAAAGGUAGAAAUGCAGCGGACCUGAGUUCUGAAUUUGUGCCACACUUGUCUCUUGGGAGUGAGUUUCUUACCAAAAGGUUGUAUGGCCUGAAUUUUAAGGAUUUGGGAAGUCCCAAAGUGAGGACGAGGAAGAAGUUUCGCAUUGGUGCUGAAAUAAAAAAGUGGAAGAAGCAGGAUUACCCGUGGCAUGGUGAUAUUGAUCCAGACACUAAGACACCCUUAAAGUAUCUUUCCUACUUUAAGCCUCUUGAUGAGAAACCGAAACCAGUCACACUUGCCUUUGAGAAGCCAUUGGUUAAUUUAGAGAAGCAGCUUAUUGAGGUACGUAGAAUGGCCGAAGACACUGGACUAGAUUUCACUGAUCAGAUUUAUGCUUUGGAAGCUAAGUAUCAACAGGCCCUGAGGGAUUUGUACACUCAUUUGACACCCAUCCAACGGCUCCAAAUUGCUCGACACCCUAAUAGACCAACUGUUCUAGAUCAUAUACUAAAUAUGACAGAGAAGUGGGUAGAGCUCCAUGGAGAUCGUGCUGGCUAUGAUGAUCCAGCCAUGGUGACUGGCAUUGGGAGCAUUGAAGGUAGAAGUUACCUCUUCAUUGGUCAUCAGAAAGGUAGAAAUACAAAAGAAAACAUCAUGCGGAACUUUGCAAUGCCAACCCCUCAUGGCUACAGAAAGGCUUUGAGAAUGAUGAAAUAUGCUGAUCAUCAUGGCUUCCCUAUUGUUACAUUUGUAGACACUCCAGGGGCUUUUGCUGAUUUAAGAUCUGAAGAGCUAGGUCAGGGUGAGGCAAUAGCCUACAAUUUAAGGGCAAUGUUCGGGCUGAAAGUUCCAAUCAUAACGGUUGUAACUGGUGAAGGUGGUUCAGGCGGCGCUCUUGCCAUUGGAUGUGCAAACAAGUUGUUAAUGUUGGAAAACUCAGCAUUUUAUGUUGCUAGUCCUGAAGCUUGUGCUGCAAUAUUAUGGAAAUCUUCACAAGCAGCUCCAAAGGCAGCUGAGAAGCUGAGGAUCACAGCUCAGGAACAUUACAGGCUCCGGAUAGCGGAUGGAAUUAUUCCUGAACCGCUCGGUGGUGCACAUGCUGAUCCUUUCUGGGCAUCUCAGCAGAUUAAACAUGCUAUUCUCGAUGCUAUGGCGGAACUUGGAAGGAUGAAUUCUGAACAAUUGCUUCACCAACGGAUGCUUAAAUUUCGUUAUAUUGGAGGUUUCCAAGAGGGAAUACAGGUUGAACCUGAAAGGAAGCGCAACAUGAAGCCAUCCGAGGCUAACACACCGCCUGCUGAUUUGGAAUCAGAGCUUGCAAAUCUUAAAAAGAAAAUUCUAGAAGCUAAGGGACCAUCUGAUCCUGUUACUAUCCAAGUCCUUGAGAAGCUCCAAGAAGAUCUAGACAAUGAAAUGACUAAAGCAUUCAUAGCUAUGGGCUUGGAGGAUAAAGUUGAAUCUCUUAAACUAGAGUUGCAAAGAGCUCCUAAUCCGGAUCAACCACUUAACAAGUCUUUGCAGGAGAAAGCCGAUAAGAUUAUGCAAGAAUUUAAGCAGAAGUUGUCACAACCUGGGGCGUAUCUUGGUUUAAAGCAAAAACUUUACACUGUGAACAUGGCUAGCAGGCUCAUCGAGCUGAAGAACAAAAGUGAAAAAAUAAAAACUGAAGUUAAUCAGAAAAUUCCAACAACUGUAAAAGCCAAGAUAGACCGUUUAAAGACAGCUUCAGAAAAGCUAAGAAUUGGGGAUUCUUUGGAUACAAAUCUUGUAGAGGAAGUAGAGAAAGCUAAGAAAGAGCUGGAGGAUGUUCUAAGAUCAGCCAACCUGGAAAUAGUCGGCACGCGCAAAAGGACAAAUGUUGCUGUUCCUCCGGAAUUGGAAGAGGAGGUGGCUAAGGUAAAUGCAGAGAUUAAAGAGGAGAUGGAAAGAGCAGUGACUAGAUCAGGUCUUAGCGAGAAGAUUGAAGAGCUGAAGGCAGAGAUUGUGAAGGACUCCAACUCAGAAAAGGUAAUAGAGCUGGAAACUGAGAUAAGGGAGGGUAUUGCUGCUACCCUCAGUGUCACCCCAGUGAAGAAAAAGGUUGAAAGUUUGAGAGAAAAACUAGCAUCACUCACCAAAGAUGAUGCGGAAAGUAAAGUGAUCUUAGAAAAUGGAAGAUGGUGAAACUAGCUCAUGAGUUUACUCCUUGUGCUAUCUUGGGCAAAGUAGUACUUGAUUUUGGUUUGGAAGAGUUUUUUCUGGUCCUCCUGAGAUAUUGUAAGUAUUAGUGAUUUGUACCUUGAUGAUUUUGUACUUGUAAGUUGUAUUGUAACAUAUAUAUGGAUUACAGAUGUAAAGUUGGUUAGCAGCAUAAUAUGUAUGUCCAUUUUCUUCUUA
This is a messenger RNA of Solanum verrucosum, 2573 nucleotides long. RefSeq names its product acetyl-coenzyme A carboxylase carboxyl transferase subunit alpha, chloroplastic-like. The transcript has 10 exons. The coding region runs from base 183 to 2360 and encodes 725 amino acids. NCBI's taxonomy places the organism in Eukaryota, Viridiplantae, Streptophyta, Magnoliopsida, Solanales, Solanaceae. The record is from RefSeq and is a predicted model, not a curated record. Gene Ontology annotation, biological process: fatty acid biosynthetic process. Gene Ontology annotation, molecular function: acetyl-CoA carboxylase activity; carboxyl- or carbamoyltransferase activity. Gene Ontology annotation, cellular component: acetyl-CoA carboxylase complex.